Alternaria infectoria is the source of this 3732-nucleotide messenger RNA. RefSeq lists its product as uncharacterized. The transcript is spliced from 11 exons. The record is from RefSeq and is a predicted model, not a curated record. Gene Ontology annotation, cellular component: GID complex. NCBI's taxonomy places the organism in Eukaryota, Fungi, Ascomycota, Dothideomycetes, Pleosporales, Pleosporaceae. The coding region runs from base 1 to 3732 and encodes 1243 amino acids. Gene Ontology annotation, molecular function: hydrolase activity, hydrolyzing O-glycosyl compounds; protein binding. Gene Ontology annotation, biological process: proteasome-mediated ubiquitin-dependent protein catabolic process; carbohydrate metabolic process.
AUGGAUCAAUUACUGUCGGUCUUGAGCCUUCUUGUCUUCGCCGCUCCUGCCACUGCCCAGAGCAACGGGACAGCUACUAUCUCUUAUGUCUUGCCUUCAGGCUACAGUACCUCAAGCUUCAACGCCUCCGCACAGCCCACAGCCUAUACCCGCACUGAUUUCGGACCCAAUGCACUCGCCUCGCUCUGGGACAUGGUGGGGCCUAUCGCUACAGGACCCAUCACGACUACCGUUGAACCAACAGCAGAGCCAACCGCAUAUCCGCAGCCAGAUCCUCAAUACUAUCACGCUCUUGUAGGAAGCGGAUAUCCUGAAGUACAGGGCUUGAAGCUCCCCGAGAACUUCCAAUGGGGCUUUAGUUCUUCCGCGUAUCAGAUCGAAGGCGCGGUUAAGGAUGAAGGCAGAGGACCCAGUAUUUGGGAUUUGUUGGCACACCGGGUUCCUAAUUACGUGGCCGACAAUACGACUGGCGAUAUCGUGGAUCAGCAUUACUAUCUGUAUAAGCAGGAUUUCGCCAGACUAGCAAGUCUAGGAGUCAAAGCCUUCAGCCCUAGCUUUUCAUGGCCGCGCUUUUUCCCCUUUGGACAUGGUCCGGUUAAUGAAGAGGCCAUUGCGCACUACGACGACGUGAUCAGAACCAUGCACGAGAAUGGCAUUCAUCCAGCGGUAACGCUCUUCCACUGGGACACUCCUCUCGCCAUAUUCAAUGAGUACGGUGCCUGGACUGACCGCCGCGUCGUGGAUGACUUCUUCAACUACGCAAAGUUCGUCAUUACACGGUAUGAUGCCUACGUUGACGAGUGGUUUACGAUCAAUGAGCCCCAAUACUGCAAUUGGCAAUACGCCGGGUAUCCGGCAGGUGAAUACUACCCAGCGCCAAAUGGCGUUACAGGCGGCAAUGAAGCCCGCUUCCUUUGUGGCCACCAUACACUGCUAGCGCACGCAAAGGUGUCCAAAUGGUACCAUGAAGAAUUCAAAGGACGCGGCCGCAUGACCUUCAAGAACAGCGGCAACUACUACGAGGCCAACAGCACAAAGCCAGAAGACGAAGUUGCACGCCAGCGGAACUUUGACUUUAGCAUUGGCUGGUUCGGUGGACCAUGGACUGACGGUGACUACCCGCAAUCGCUCAAAGAUACACUUGGCGACCUCUUGCCCGAGUUCACACAAGAGGAAAAGGACAUGAUCAAAGGAUCGUGCGACUUCUACGCCAUCGAUCCCUACUCCAGCUUCUUAGCUUUUGAGGUCGAUGGCGGGCUGGAGUCGUGCACGAGCAACCGGUCACACCCCUCCUUCCCUGACUGUGCUGGUUCAGCAAGUGUAGCCCCUAAUGGCUUCCCCAUUGGUCCUGCCGCCGACCCGGCCAUGUCGUGGUUCUACUCUGCGCCUGCCGGCGUGCGCCGCUACCUCAAGCACAUUACUCAAGUCCUCUUCCCAUCGAUCCCGGACAUUGUUGUGAGCGAAUUCGGGUUUGCAGAGCCUUUCGAAGGGCAAUGGUCUUCCCUUAAUUCGGCGCUUUGGGACUUGAAGAGAGCGGACUACUUCCAGCAAUAUCUAGACAACAUUUUGCUAGCGAUUCAUGUGGACGGCGUCAACGUGACUGGAGCAUGGGGGUGGUCCAUUCUAGACAACUUCGAGUGGGCGCUUGACCCAGCGUUCGUCCUGGCAGACGAAAUCGCCCCAAACCCUCCCUCCCCAGCCGCCUCCGACCACCCAUCCACCCCGACGUCCCCCGCUUCUUCUUCCCCAGUCAUCUCUGCCCCCUCCAACCAGCCUGCACCCGCCGCCCGAGCCUCCGACCACGCAUCCGCUGCCGCUAUCCUGUCAUCCGAACAGACUACAGCCGGAAAGCGCAGGCACAGCUUCUCUGCGAGCGACGACGCCGAAGACGAGCCCCUCACCAGCGGCACCCGGGGCAGCUUAUCCCGCCACAUCUCGAAGCGCAGGCGCAGACAGGAAGGGAAGAUGCGCCUUGAUAACGACACCUCCAAAUCCUCACAAUCGCCCUCGCGCAACUUCGCAAACGGAUCGUCACAGUCGUCGGGGCACAGAUCGCCCCUGGCCAAGGGCGCGAAUGGAAGCACACACGGGAGGAACGAGAGCAAUGGCUCCUAUACGAAUGGAGGUCCGGUAGCGAACGGGGGAUCAGUGCCUGCAACUUUCUUUGGCCAUGACAGGGAAGAAGUGACGCGGAUACUGAUACAGAGUCUGACCGACUUGGGCUACCACAGUGCUGCGGGCGCACUAUGCAAGGAGAGCGGCUUCCAGCUCGAAGGGCCCACAGUUGCGGCAUUCCGAACUUCGGUACUGAACGGUGAUUGGGAGGAAGCCGAAGAGCUGCUGUUUGGGUCAAAUACACACCACACCGGUGGUGGUGUUGGUCUAGACGCUCCCUACGGAAGGCCCUGGGGAAAGUCGACAUCUCAGCCCAGCUCGCAGCGUUCUACAGGCUUGACUCUAGCCGAGGGCGCAAACCGCGAGGUGAUGCUAUUCUGUCUGAAGCAGCAAAAGUACCUCGAGUUGCUUGAACGGAGAGAUCUGAGCAAGGCACUUGCGGUACUUCGGCAAGAGUUGACGCCGCUUCAUCGCGAUGUGGGAAGGUUACACGCGCUUUCGGCGCUUAUGAUGUGCCAAUCUGCCGAAGACCUCAGAAAUCAAGCUCAAUGGGACGGCGCUCGCGGUGACUCACGGAUGCAUCUGCUUUCUGAUCUUUCCAAAUCAAUUUCGCCGAGCAUUAUGAUCCCGGAACACAGGUUAGCAGUACUGCUAGAUGAAGUAAAAGAUAGCUGGAUCGCAAAUUGCCUAUACCACAACACCGCCGCGUCACCGUCUCUCUAUCUCGACCACAACUGCGAAAGGGAUGACUUCCCAACAAAGGCUGUUCUUGAUUUGAAACACCACACGGGUGAGGUUUGGUACUUGCAGUACUCAAACGACGGCACAAAACUUGCAUCUGCAGGCGAGGACCAGACAAUCAUUAUCUACGAAACCCACACAUACAAGGUGUUACAUCGACUCGCAGAACACAGGAAAUCUGGCGUCGCCCAUCUUGCUUGGAGCCCUGAUGACACAAAGAUAAUAACAUGUUGCUCGCAACCAGAAAACUCGGCACGGAUAUGGGAUGUCAAGACUGGGGACGACAACAUGGGCUGUAGUGUUUGGGACCUCGACGGGAACCUCAAGCACAACUUCGCCGAUGAUGGGAAACUCCGUGUAAACGGCCUCGCAUUGUCAUCCGAUGGCCAGCGAUUAGUUGUCAUUACAGAGAGCGCGAUUGUCGUGUUCGAUUAUGCCACUUAUGAGAGGAUUGCCGAGUUUCAGCUUGAUGGUACAAAGUUGACGAGUGUUACGAUCAGCCAGGAUUCACGGCAUAUGCUCGUUAGCAUAAGCCCGGAUCAGAUCAAGCUCAUGGAAAUCGACACUGGGGAUGUAAUACAACGCUUCGAGGCACAUGCUCAAAAGCAGUUCAUGAUUCGAUCAGCGUUUGGCGGCGCCGAUGAGAACUUUGUAGUCAGCGGCAGCGAGGAUUCACGAAUAUACAUAUGGCGCUCCAAUGGCCUCCUUAUCGAAGCUCUCGACGCACACUCCAACGGCUGCGCCAAUAGCGUAGCCUGGCACCCCAAGGAUCCUACUACAUUCGCUUCUGCUGGCGAUGACAAACGAAUCAGGAUCUGGAAACCAGCUUCCGCGUCACCAAUGCCAUCGAGUAGCAGUAACGGUUAUGCAAGGUAG